AUGGAGCUUCCAAGCCAGUUGAAGAAGAGUAACACAUGCAUAAUAAUGAAUAAAAGCAAUGAUCAAACAGAUACAGCUAAUGUAGAUAAGAAAGGAAAACCAUCCAUAAAUAUAGGAGCAGAACAAGUGGCAACGGUUUUUGAAAUACUAUUACAAGAUACAACUCCUAAAUUAUCUGACUUUAAUAAAAUAAAUCUUAAGAAAGUAAAAUUGGAAAUUUCCAAAUUAGACAGCCAUAUGCUAACACAGUUUUGUAGCAUGAGUGAAUUUAGCAGAAAUUGUGAAUCAUUAUUAGAAGAAAUAUUGGACUCUGACUUGAUUAUUGAGUUUGGAAAGAAAUUUUCUUCAAAUGAGAGGGGGAAAAAUACAGAAAACAUUUUAAUAGAAAGCUUAAUGAGUGUGGUUGAUACUAUUGGGAUAUUUUUACAUUUUGAAUUAGUUCUUUUUAACGAAAUAAGAUUUAGUAAAGAAAUAAGAAUUCUUUCAAAUAUUAUAAGAAGUGUAUUACCGACUAUACUUUCGGAGAACAUUAAGAAUAAUCGUUUGGAAAUUUUCAAUGCAUCUUUUAUUGUUUGUUUGGAAACAAUUAAUGAAAUUGUGAGAACUAGAAGUGUUCAUGAGCUAUUUUCAACACAAAUAAUUCUUGGUUUACUUUCUAUUUUUUUGACAGAAGAUUCAAAUACGAUGAUAAUAUUGUUGGCAGUGGAAAUAAUUGUUUAUUUAUUCGUUUCUGGAUCAUUGAAUUCGAAUGAAUUUUUGGAAAAUUCAUUGAAUUCAAUUUUUAACGUGAUGGAAGAAUUACCUCGAACUAACAAAGCAAUUAAGAAAGCGAGAUUAUGCAUUGAUAUGGACUCAAAUAUGCAUAUUUAUGUCUAUUUAUUGCUAAGACUAGUACAAAGCAUUUGUAUUCCAAAUGGAAUAGUUUUAAAUGACAGUAUUUCUUCAAUAAAAAGUGUUUCAAUAAAACACUACAAUUUGGCAAAGUACAUAUGUAGCCAAUUCGCAACAUUUUUUAUUAAUAAUAUUAUUUUACACAGAACAAAAAGAAAAGAGAGUAAUCUUUCAACAACAAAUGAUAUUGCGACAGUUAUUCUCACAGAUUUGCUCAAGGCAUCGCUCAGUCCAAAAUAUAAUGUAUGUUCGACUAUUACCCAGACGAUUAUAGUUCAGUUGAUUAAGAUUUCAAAUAGCUCAUUAAUUAACGAAGGCGGCCAAAAAUCACAAUCAAUACAUAUAGAUUUAUAUUCAAAAGAGCUUUGUAUACAUCUACUUGGUAUUUCUCUUUCAAUAAUUUACAAAAGUGUUAAUAUCCAACUUACGUGUAUAGAUUCAUCUAGAAAAAACAUUGAGGAGGGGAUAUCUGAAAAAAAAGAGCAGAAUGAAAGAAACGAUGGAAUAAAUGAAGCGAUAGUUGAUUGUAUAUGCGGUAAUUCGUACAAAAUAGAUACACAUGAAUUACUCAGAUGUGAAAAUUGUGGUAGAAACUUCCAUCUGGAUUGCAUCCGAAAUGGCACAUAUUUGGAAAUAUAUGAACAAUGGAAAUGCGAUAAUUGCACCAUCAAUAUAAUAUUUAAUGAGAUAAAUACAAAUCUUGGGAUUAAUGGAGAAGAAAUAUUGCAAAAAGACUCAGAAUUAUGUGUAGUAUUACUGAUAGUACUCGACUAUCUGUAUAGGAAGACUGCGAUGACAGUGUCUCAAACUUUUAAUGAGUCAAUUUCCCUAGACAUGCCAAGGUUGGUUACCGACUCUGAGAGCUCAGCUGUCUGCUCAUUCAUUUUGGAAAUUAUUGCAAAACUAAAGCUUGGAAAUAAUAAUAAACAGAAAAAUGACAAAGAAAAAUCUCAAAAUAAAACAAAUAAUGUGGACAAAAACUUACCUCAAUUAAAUGAAAAAAUAGGAAAAUUAUAUACCAUGUUAUUAACUGAAUGGGUUUCGCCAAUUACAAAGGUACACUCAUCAUUGAUAGCUUAUUCUUCAAAAUUUCCAAAACUACUGGAAGCAAAUACAAUAAGAUUUUGGAACGGAAUACUUGCUAAGGAGUUGAAGAAUGUGGCAAAUAUUAUGUUACAUUGCUUACUAUCGAAUAUUUAUAAUUCAAAGAUUACUUUAAUAAGAAGAAUAUCUUUGAAUUCACUAGGCCAAGUAAUUUCAGUGAAACCAAACCUUUUGAUCACUAAUGAAACAGUUUUAAAUGCAAUCAUAUUAUCUCUAAAGGAUAAAACUCCAAAAAUUAGAGAGAGAGCCUUGGCAAUAAUUGAAAAGUACUUUUCCGAUAUUUCAUUCAAUGAAUAUUGUGAUUGUAUAAAAAAUGGAGAAAAUUUAGGGAAUAACUUUACUAGAGUAAAAAAAUUGCUGUUAGAACAAAUUUUCAGAACAGCAUAUGAUAUAUCCCCUUUAGUUAGGAUGGCUUCAAUAAAGAUUCUCAAAAAUUUAUAUCACCAAGACCCAUCUAAAUUGAAUAUUGGGAUCAUAUUAUUAAAAAGAGCAUCUGCAGUUGAAGAAACGCAAACAAUUAGAAGGCUGAUUUUUGAUUCAUUUACUUCUAUAUGGUUUCACAAUUCAAGUAAGGUAAAUGUUCAUAUGGCAGAAUGCCUGGUUAAACUAAUAAACUAUUCAGAAAGUAAUGAAUUUUUACAAUACAUUAACCAUGAACAAAAAGACUCUAACUGUUUAAUGAAAGGUGUAAUAUCUAUUUUACAAGAAAGUCAAUCGAUUAAAAGUUUCGAAGGCUUAAUUACCAGAUGGUCUAAUAUACUUGUUGAUAUGUUUAUUCAAUGCGAUAACAUAGAUCCAAUUGAACAGGAAAAGAUGGUUUCUGGUGAAAAUGGGUUAAAAAGUGAACGGUCAAAUGAUGAAGAUGCACUGAAAAACAACUUAUCCAGGGAGUUUUCGGAAAAAAAACUACAAAUAUUAAAAACAGCUGAAGUUAUUGGCAAAGUUUAUCCGAAAUCAAUAAAAGAUAUGUAUUUAUAUAUUGUUGUGUAUCUAAAAGAUUUUCGUCAAUUCAAAUCUGAGGUAAUGAUCCAUAUAUGUACAGUAUUAUCAUAUAUUUUACCUCAUGUGGAAGACUUGGAAACUGAAAGUAUUGAGUUCGAUUUGUUGAAAAUAACAACCAAUUCAAGGUCACCACAGCUAAUUAGAUCAUCUAUAUUAUGCUUGUGUAAUUUACUUAUGAAAGGUGAAAAGGGUUUUAAUGAAGGCAAUGCUUUAUCUCCUCUAAUACUAGAUAAUAUAAGAAUACUUUGGGAAUAUAAACACAAAAUUUUAAAUACAGAAUUCAACAUAGAUCUUAAAGAAGUUGAUCAAGUAAGAAGAAGUGCAUGGCUUCUAGGAUGCAUAUUUGAAUUUAGUUCUCCAAAUAUGGUAUUGGCAAUUGUGGAUAAUAAAAUAGAAAGAGCAAAGGUGAUACAAACAGAGUUUGGAAUUUCAUGGACUGUUGAAUCAUUAUCAGGGGAAAAAAUGCCAAAAAGCGAAUUUGGUGAAGAUUUGGGGCACGAGUAUACAAUUGUUGAAUCGAGUAGUGUUGUUUUUGACUUGCUUUGCGAUUUGUAUUAUACUCUAGAUUGGAAUUUGAAUAAAGGGGUAUUAUUUCCAACAUUGAUUCAAUUUUUAAUGAAUCAAAAACAGUAUGUUAAAACAGUAAAAUUCAAUAAUCUAAUUAAAUGUGCUAUCAAAGGAGAUAAGUCUUUUGCAAGCGAAGAUACUCAUGUAAAGCAUUAUAUACAAGAUUCAGAAAACACAAACAAUAAUAUCGCUAAUUCCAAUUUAUGCAUUAUUUGUUUGCAAGGAAUUUUAUCUCUCUUAAAAAGUUAUGAAAUACAGGCUUUAAAAGAGAAUAAAAUUGUUCAGGAAAACGAUUUAGAAUCUUCAAAAAAGGGUAAUACGAGCGAGGAUAAAGCAAACCAAUUUCAUGACGAAAUCAAUCAAAGUGAGGAUAUGUUUUUGGGAAACGAAGAUAUUUUUAGCACUCCAAACACAAAUAAACGAACUUCAAUGCAAUCUGAGAAGAAUGAAAUAGGUUCCCCAGUGAGUUAUUCAAGUUACUCCAACAUGGAAAAUAUAUCUUCAAUUAGGACCAGUAUUUUUGGCUCCACAGCACAUAACACAAGUUCAGUUUCUGCAUCACAACCGAUUGCAUCCAAUUUGGAGUUAUUACUAAAUUUAUUUCAAGAAACAACUGGAUUUCAAAAAGGAAGGUUUUCAAGCCAACAAAAACAACUGGUUUCUUCAUUAAUACUUUGUAUUCUUGAGCAAUUAAAUAAGCAAGGCCUGGUUAACCCAACUUCAAUUAUUCCUCAAAUUUCUGGUUUAUUGUUUUCAUCAAACAGAGAAGUUUCUUUCAAGUCUUAUCAAAUUAUAAGUUCUUUAUUUGAGAGAUUUCCAAAUCUUAUUAUCAAUAAAUACAAAGAAAUAUCUGUCUAUGGAUUUGUGUUUUGUACUUCAAAUUUCCCUGGUUUACUUGGAGUGUACCAUUCAAAAAAUGAUACUGAAAAUGUCUCAAGAUCUAUUUUCUCUAACGAAAUAGUUGAAGAGAAAAUCCUAUUAAAGAACAGAUCUGAAGUUUUAGAAACAGUUUUAGAAUUUUUCGCGAAGAUUUAUUCCGAGAAAUGCCGAAAUAAAAGAGUAUUUAGAGAAAGCAUUAUUAGAGGAUGUUGCAGACAGCUUGAGUUAUUAUUGUCGAAUGAUGAAACCGAAAUUCUACUUACAAAAUUUAAGACUCAUUUGAAAUUGGAAAAAAAGGUUUUAUUGGUUUUAUAUGUAGAAUUUAUUUCUUAUAUACUUUUAGCAAUGCCAUUUUUAUAUGAAUCAGAGAUAUUAUUGAUUUUGUUUUUUUUGGGAGAAAUUUGUGUAAAUUGCUCUCGAAGCUUAUCCCAUGAUUCGGAGCAAAUUUUACAAAUUGACUCGGGGCAACAACAUUUUUGCAAUGCGAUUCUUGCAACAGUAUGCACCACAAUACAGUUAAUUCUCAAAGAAGAAUAUAGAAUUUCAGAAAAUCAAAUUUCUAAUUUCAACCCUUAUAAUUCUAUCAAUAAAGAAAAGCCCAAAUUCUCUCAUCAAGACUCCGAAUUAAAUAAUGGCGUUAUCGAAAACUCCACAAAUAUAAUUUCUUUGGGAAGAAGUACGAUUUAUGAAUCUUUGCAGAGCUUGAGAGAGAAGUUACAUACUAUUUGGGAGAUUUCUGAAAGUGAUGAUUCUGAAAAAAAACUAAUCGACUAUGCGAAUGAAAUUAUCUAUUUUUAUACUCAAACAACGUGCGAAAAAGUUUCGAAACCUGUUAAAAGAAAACCGACGAAAAGAAAAUCCACAAAGAGAAAUAGGAAUGGAGAAAAAGAGUAUUCAGAUGCAUCUUCUUCUCAGAGUUGGAGCCCAUCAUCAAGGACAAAUAAAAGUCGCAAGUAA
Molecule: messenger RNA, 5400 nt
Organism: Cryptosporidium ubiquitum
Lineage: Eukaryota; Apicomplexa; Conoidasida; Eucoccidiorida; Cryptosporidiidae
Exons: 1
Coding region: 1-5400 (1799 amino acids)
Source: RefSeq, a predicted model, not a curated record